AUCGGCGUCACUCGACGAAUUUUCAUCGACCAGAGUAGACGCACAGCUCGUUACCCGCCCGAACAAAAAGAUGUCUGACGCAGUAGUUGCUACCCCUAAGCCAGCAAAGGCAAAGAAGGCUGCCAAACCAAAGAAGCCAGCUUCUCAUCCUAAAUACUCCGACAUGAUCAAGGCAGCUCUAACGGCCCUGAAAGAGAAGGGAGGAUCCUCCAGACAGGCCAUCCUGAAGUACAUCAUCGCUAACAACAAAGUUGAUGCUGAGGCUGCCAGUCGCCACCUGAGAAUGGCAUUGAAGGCAGGAGUGAAGAAUGGAACACUCAAACAGUCCAAGGGAACCGGAGCCUCGGGAUCCUUCAAACUCGGAGAGAGUGCUGUCAAGAAACCCAAGGCAAAGAAGGCCGCCAAGCCCAAGAAGGCUGCAGCAGUCAAAAAGCCCAAGAAGGCCGUGACAAAGAAACCCGCUGGAGAGAAGAAAGCAGCCAAGCCUAAAGCAAAGAAAGCAAAAUCUCCCAAGAAGGCCAAGGCUGCAGGUGAGAAGAAGCCCAAGAAGGUUGCAAAGUCCCCAGCAAAGGCAAAGAAGGCCCCAGCCAAACCCAAGGCAAAGAAGGCAGCAAAGCCCAAGAAGGCAGCAGCCAAGAAGUAAACUCGUGGAUCUGAGUGAACUAUUUAUUUCUGUAAAUAUGUACAGAGACAUACUGUAAUGUGCAAGUAGACAGCAGUUGAUGUGUCAACUAACUCAUAUUCAUUGGACUUCAGACGGCAGCAAAUCAUGUUCAUUGUAUGCAAGUUCAUCAUGUGAGAGAUGUGCGAAAGUUUUCAUAUUUCAUUUAUCUCAUGUUCAUUGUUAUUUCAUGUCUGUUAACAGAUUUUUUCAUUUCACUCAAUGAGUGUGUAAUAUAAUCAUGUUUUGUAAAUGUGUAAAACGAACAAAAAAGUCAUAUAAAAAUUUUCAAAAGGAAAAA
Molecule: messenger RNA, 962 nt
Organism: Magallana angulata
Lineage: Eukaryota; Metazoa; Mollusca; Bivalvia; Ostreida; Ostreidae
Product: histone H1-delta-like
Exons: 1
Coding region: 71-643 (190 amino acids)
Biological process (GO): chromosome condensation; nucleosome assembly; negative regulation of DNA recombination
Cellular component (GO): nucleus; nucleosome
Molecular function (GO): double-stranded DNA binding; nucleosomal DNA binding; structural constituent of chromatin
Source: RefSeq, a predicted model, not a curated record